Leptosomus discolor (cuckoo roller) is the source of this 601-nucleotide messenger RNA. NCBI's taxonomy places the organism in Eukaryota, Metazoa, Chordata, Aves, Leptosomiformes, Leptosomidae. The record is from RefSeq and is a predicted model, not a curated record.
UUAGUCACACUGCUGCAGAUGUGGGUUGUUCCUCUUUAUUUUACCGUCAGACUUUACUCAUAGAGAUCCCUGUCCAUGUGAGAAAUGCUCUCAGUUAUUACCAGUUACAUCACUUUCAGAGCAAUCCACAAAACUCUCUUGGGAAGAACACCACAGUUGGUCUACAAAUGGUUCCUCCUGAUCUAUAAACUAAGUUAUGCAAUUGGAAUUGUGGGUUAUCUAGCCAUAAUGUUUACCAUGUUUGCAUUUAAUUUAUUCUUUAGUCUGACAAGUCCACGGAUUUUACUGUGACUUUUUUUUUUUUUUUAUGGACUGUACUAUAGAGUGAUAGGAAGAGACAUCGCCAAGCUUUGUUCUGACUAUAUGGCUCCCACCAUUGGUUUUUACAACAUCAGUGGCAUACCAACAAGAAAUUUGUCCAAUGACAACUGUGCAGUCUGCGGGCAGAAUUUUGUGGACAUAAAUGAAGAAGGGAUCAUUGAAAAUACCUACCAGCUGUCCCGUAAUCAUGUGUUUCAUGAAUCCUGCAUCUGUGGUUGGUGCAUUGUUGGCAAGAACCAGACUUGCCCAUACUGCCCUGAGAAAGUUGAUUUGAAGACAA